AUGUUCAAUGCUGAAAAACUUGUGGCUAGAAGAAAAAUGUACCCACACUCUCCCUUCAUUAACGGCCCCCAGUCUAUGAACAUCGCUCAACCGUUGUCCAGGGCUUCAACAAUCGCAGAGCUCAGAAUCCAGAGACUGUUUCAUGACAAAUCCUUUCGUUCGGGCUCUCGCUUCCCAAGGAUCCCUGGCAUGCCAAGUAUCCCUGGUAUCCCUCGUCCUAAGAGAACUGUGUUCUACUACUCCACCUGGACAAGAAGCGGCAAACGCUUCGUGCCCAACUUGCACCUCUCUCGCCGUCAUUUUACCUCGGCUCCCCUGAAAAUCAGACACAAGACGAGUAAUCUUAAGAGUGGUAUUCAGAGACGCUUUUUCUCGACCGAGGCUCGCAAGAAGAGACGGGAGAAGAGACGCUUUGUGCGCUGGUGGACCUUGACGUCUUUGGUCAUUGUUUUGGGCGGUGUCGCUGCCAAGGUCAGAUAUGAACGCUACCUCGACGAGGACUACGAUGAGAACUACAGUCCGUUCGGAGAUCACACUGUCAAGCCCACCUCUUGGUCAUUGUACGCGUACUCAACGUUACCUUUGAAAACAAUGUCUCGUUUGUGGGGCCAGUUUAACUCCAUCAACUUGCCUGUUUGGAUGAGAAGUCCAUCCUACACUCUCUAUUCUCGCCUUUUCGGUGUGAACAUGGAUGAGAUGGAUGAGCCUGACUUGACGACAUACAGCAACUUGUCAGAGUUUUUCUAUCGUCGUUUGAGGCCUGGUGUGCGGCCCUUGGCAGACACUGACUUGGUGUCUCCAUCUGACGGUAAGGUGCUCAAGUUUGGUGUCAUCGAGGAUGGUGAGAUUGAGCAGGUCAAAGGCAUGACCUACUCUAUUGACGCCUUGCUUGGCUUGUCUACGACUCGUCUUGCGGCUCCAACCCACUCUCUUGAAUUUGACCACAAAGAAGAGCACGAGGCUCUCAUCAAACGUGAUGAGGAGUUCGCUCGCUUAAACGGAAUUUCUUACUCUGUGGAUGACCUCAUUGGGGGAGAAAGCGAGAAGACUCACCACAUUAACGAAUUGGAGUACAAGGAUGAAGGUGACCAGACUGCCAGUGACCGCAAGCCAACCAUUGGCAAGGAUAUCUCUGUGGCUCAAAACUUGACGCCAACCCCACUUGAGAAAGUCAGCCAGAGCUCUCACAGAAAUCUUUACUUUGCGGUUAUUUACUUAGCCCCAGGUGACUACCAUCGCUAUCACUCUCCUACUAACUGGGUUACUACUUUGAGACGUCAUUUCAUUGGUGAGCUCUUUUCCGUUGCGCCAUUCUUUCAGAAAACCUUGCCCGGCUUAUUCGUGCUUAACGAGAGAGUCGCUCUUUUGGGCUACUGGAAGUACGGCUUCUUCUCGAUGAUUCCAGUCGGUGCUACAAACGUUGGUAGUAUUGUCGUGAACUUUGACAAAGACUUGAAAACUAACGACGUGUACGAACACGAGGUCUACCUGAGAAGCUCAAGAGAAGCUUCCCCUAGCGAGACCACUGCGUUACUCGAGGAUGGGAAGAGCAUCUCGCUGGGCUCCACGGAUAACUCAGUGAACAAACCAAAGAAGUUGAAGAAAAACACCGUCUAUGAGGCUACCUACACGAAAGCGUCCAAGCUUCUUGGUGGGUUCCCCUUGAAGAAGGGUGAAGAGGUGGGUGGUUUCAAGUUGGGAUCCACCGUUGUGUUGGUGUUUGAAGCACCAUGUAACUUCCAUUUCGAUCUUGAGGUUGGUCAAAAAAUCAAGAUGGGUGAAUCUCUCGGUAGAUUCAAGUAG
Messenger RNA from Candidozyma pseudohaemuli, 1803 nucleotides. RefSeq names its product phosphatidylserine decarboxylase 1 (gene PSD1). Gene Ontology annotation, cellular component: mitochondrion. The transcript has a single exon. The record is from RefSeq and is a predicted model, not a curated record. NCBI's taxonomy places the organism in Eukaryota, Fungi, Ascomycota, Pichiomycetes, Serinales, Metschnikowiaceae. Gene Ontology annotation, molecular function: phosphatidylserine decarboxylase activity. Gene Ontology annotation, biological process: phosphatidylethanolamine biosynthetic process. Bases 1 to 1803 code for a protein of 600 amino acids.